This is a messenger RNA of Drosophila rhopaloa, 937 nucleotides long. RefSeq names its product ryncolin-2-like. The record is from RefSeq and is a predicted model, not a curated record. NCBI's taxonomy places the organism in Eukaryota, Metazoa, Arthropoda, Insecta, Diptera, Drosophilidae. The transcript has 3 exons. The coding region runs from base 26 to 895 and encodes 289 amino acids.
UCAUCAAUUGCUCUCUACAGUCGCCAUGCGCUCCAAUCUAUUUUCGAUUCUAAUCAUCAAUAUAUUAAUCUUUAUAAAUGCUGAAAAAGUGUGUGAACUAUCAUCGAUUUGCGGCAAUGCGGCAUCCAUACGAUCUCAGAUGAUUGCAGUGCGUGUGGAGCAGGAGAGACAUGGAGAACUAUUGGAUGACUUAACCCAGAAACUGGACAGUUGCCUAUCAAAAAUUGGGGUGGAGACAAAACUGUAUGGAAAGAGUUGCGCCGAACCUUCGGUGCUCACUCAGCACAGUGAAAUCAAUGUGAUCGUGGUGCCCGAGUACAGUAAGCACCCCUUUGUGGUGGCCUGCGAUCAGUUGAGUCAUGGUGGCGGCUGGACCGUCAUUUUACGUCGUACGGAUGGAAGUGAGGAUUUCUACAGAGAUUGGAACGACUAUAAAAACGGUUUUGGAAAGUUGGAGAAUGAAUUCUUCCUGGGACUCGAUAAGCUCCAUGCCAUAACUUCUUCGCAGACCCAGGAAUUAUUGGUUUUGCUCGAGGACAAUGAGGGAGACCGGCGAUACCAGACAUACGAUAACUUCAAAAUCGGAUCGGAACAGGAUGGUUACGCCCUGGAAUCGUUGGGUAAUACUUCGGGUAACGCUGGCGAUGCCAUGGCAACACAUUUGGGUUCAAAGUUCAGCACCAAAGAUCGCGACAACGACAAACAUGCUACAGUUCAUUGUGCCACAAAUUACAACGCCGCUUGGUGGUACAAUGCCUGUCACCACAGCCACUUGACUGGCAAGUAUGGCGAUAACAACCAUGGAAAGGGCAUCAACUGGUAUCAGUUUAAGGGUCACACCUACUCGCUAAAACGUGCACAAAUGUUGAUAAGGCCGAAGAGACAAUGCCAAUAAAAAAUAAUACGAAAUAUAUUUUUUUCUAGACUUCAACAGCGU